Molecule: messenger RNA, 830 nt
Organism: Nanorana parkeri
Lineage: Eukaryota; Metazoa; Chordata; Amphibia; Anura; Dicroglossidae
Gene: CLDN11
Product: claudin 11
Exons: 3
Coding region: 77-703 (208 amino acids)
Biological process (GO): cell adhesion; bicellular tight junction assembly
Cellular component (GO): bicellular tight junction; plasma membrane
Molecular function (GO): structural molecule activity
Source: RefSeq, a predicted model, not a curated record
CUAGAACCUCCACCCUAGAAGUGAUCGGGGCUCCUCAUCCAUUUCGCGCUACCACCUCCAGGGAACGUUGCUGGGCAUGGCUGGCACUUGCUUGCAGUUUUUUGGGUUCAUCACAAGUUUUGUCGGCUGGAUCGGGGUGCUCAUUGCCACUGCUACAAAUGACUGGGUAUUGACCUGCGACUACAGCAUCAACACAUGUAGAAAGUUGGAUGAGCUCGGCUCUAGAGGACUUUGGGCAGACUGUGUCAUCGCCAUAGGACUGAUUCACUGCAAACCACUGGCUGACAUCCUAACCCUGCCUGCUCAUAUCCAGGCAGCCCGUGCCCUAAUGAUAACAGGCUCUUUACUGGGGCUUCCAGCCGUCUUCCUGCUUCUCUCUGCCAUGCCCUGCAUCCGAAUGGGCCAUGACCCUGGAACAGAGAAACACAAGCGCUUUCUGUUGGGUGGAGUGCUUAUCGUCAUUUUGGCAUUGAGUGCCAUCAUGGCCACCAUAUGGUAUCCUGUGGCCACUCAUAAAGAAACCACCAUUGUGACUUUCGGAUACUCUCUAUAUGCUGGAUGGAUUGGAGCGGCAUUUUGUUUGUUUGGUGGAAUAGUCAUUGUCUGCUGCACAGGAGAGUCUCAGGCCUUCAUGGAAAACCGAUUUUAUUAUUCAUCUCAAGGGUCUGGUUCCCCAACCCAUGCCAAGAGUGCCAACGUGUAGUAAUAAAGUAGUCAGACAAAGCUGACUCCCCGAGGCUGUCAGUAUAACAUUGCUGAUGGACGAUGAUAACAGAUGUGCCUUUAUUUGCAGUGUAAGUGCCAUAAAAUGGUGAUUAAGUAGUAUUUUC